This is a messenger RNA of Phytophthora infestans T30-4, 1839 nucleotides long. RefSeq names its product ATP-binding Cassette (ABC) Superfamily. The record is from RefSeq and is a predicted model, not a curated record. Gene Ontology annotation, molecular function: ATP binding; ABC-type oligopeptide transporter activity; ATP hydrolysis activity. Gene Ontology annotation, biological process: transmembrane transport. The transcript is spliced from 2 exons. The coding region runs from base 1 to 1839 and encodes 612 amino acids. Gene Ontology annotation, cellular component: membrane. NCBI's taxonomy places the organism in Eukaryota, Oomycota, Peronosporomycetes, Peronosporales, Peronosporaceae.
AUGCAGAAGCUGAGCGCGCCAUACGACGGCGGAGUCAGCGCUGCAGUGGCACCUGUGUCCAAGGGUGACAAGGACGAUGUGUCCAAGUCCAAGAAUCCCAAGAAGACGUCUAACAUCGGCUGGAUUCUGAACCUCACCAAGGAGGAGAAGCUGCCGCUGGCUGUAGGUGUCACGGGCAUGACCAUUGCCUCGGGUAUGAAUUUGGUGUUCCCACGCAUCAUGGGCAAAGCUAUUGACGUUGCUUCGGGGAAACCCGCGCCCGGUGGCCUCAGCCGCAAAGGUUUUGUGGUAGUGGUACUCGCCACCUUCUUCACCGGCUCCGUAGGAUCGUUCCUGCGCACCUACUCACUCGGAAUGGUGGCUGAGCGCAUCGCUGCCAAGCUAAGGCGCAGAUUGUACAAAGUUCUUCUAUCACAGGAACUGGGGUUCUACAAUAACCGCAAGGUUGGCGAAUUAGUGACCAGACUAAGCGGAGACUGCCAGCAGACGGCCAAUGCAGUGGUGGACGUUUUGUCUAAUGGCUAUAGAUCACUCAAUUCGGCUGUGGGUGCGUCGUGCAUGCUGCUGACUAUUUCGCCCAAGCUUACGUUGGUGUCGUUGACCAUCUUACCACUCGUGGGCACGGGAGCCAUGCUUUUUAGCAAGCUCUCGAGUCGUCUAUCCAAACAGCAUCAGAACUCGGUCGCAGACAUGACGGGAGUUGCAGAGGAGAGACUAAACAACAUAUUCACGGUGAAGCUGUUUUCGGCGGAGCAGGACGAACUGGACCACUUCGAGAAGAUCAACAAGAGCAUUCUGGCCAAUGCCAAACGUGCUAAACGUGCUCGCGGUGUGUUCAUGGGUGGCCUUUCGCUGUCGAUCAACUGCUCACUGUUCUCCGUGCUCUACUUUGGUGGAUCACUGGUGGGCUCGGGUGAGCUGACGAUCGGCACGCUCACGUCGUUCGCGCUGUACAGCGGCUUCAUGGGUCUUGGAUUCUCCGGUGUGUCGUCCUGCUUGAGCGAGAUGAAAAAGACGCGUUUGUCAUCCGAAGCGCUCUUCGACCUGCUGUCGCUGCCGCCUGCUGUGGAUGGCGAAAACACGCUGGCAAGUGUCAAGGGCCAUGUACGCUUCAACAACGUGUCGUUUGCGUACCCGUCACGCCCGGACAUCCUGGUGCUCGACCGUCUGAACAUGGAGAUUAACCCUGGUGAGGUGGUGGCGAUCGUUGGUAAGAGCGGUGCAGGCAAGACCACGAUUGCGUCGCUCAUGUCGAAGAUCAUCAAGCCCACGAGCGGCACAGUGACUCUGGACGGUGUGGAUAUUGCUACGUUGAAGGCGUCGUGGCUGCGUAAACAGAUCGGUGUUGUCAACCAGGAGCCGUCUCUUUUCGCUUCUACUAUCGCUGAGAACAUAAUGUACGGUGCGGAGGUGCACAACAAAAAUCAGCUUAUUGCUGCAGCCAAGGAGGCUCACGCGCACGAGUUCAUCAUGGAGCUGCCUAACCAGUACGACACGUUUGUGGGUGAAAAGGGUGUGGAGCUGUCUGGUGGCCAGAAGCAGCGCAUCGCCAUCGCCCGUGCGCUGUACAAGCAAACGAACGUUUUACUUUUCGACGAGGCCACGAGCUCUCUUGAUGGUCGCAGUGAGGACAUGAUCCGUCGUGCCCUGCAGUCGGCGGCCGAGAACCGGACCGUGUUUAUUAUUGCGCACCGGCUAAACACCAUCAAGCACGCCAAUCGUAUCAUUUUGCUAGAGGAAGGCGUCAUUGCUGAGAGUGGCACCUUCGCGGAGCUGAACCAGGAAGGUACCAAGUUCUACAACCUUGCCCACAACCAAGCUCCCUUGCUAGCGAGCUAA